AGGCAGAUGCCACACCACAUACACCUGUUCUUUAGCCCUUUUCUAUUGUAAAUUACAAUACUAGUCAGCUACCUGUCUGAGUGUUCUGAUCUCGUAUCACUUGCACAGCCGCAGGAUCUCUCCUUGGCAUUGUAGCGAGGGUCAUGCCAGUGGCCUUUAGCUCUCCCCCUUUUUAAUCCUCAGUGGCUUGGCUUGUCUUUGCUUGGGCUCGCUUUCGUGAAGGAGGAAAGUGAAGUGAGGGAGGGAGUGUGAGAUCUCAGAGAGUGGAGUGGGAUUGAGAAUGGUAGUCCGGAGCUCUCCACGUUUUCUCUCCCCACUUCGUUUCUUCCUCCUGCUGCUUUUUCUCCUCCCCGCGGCGCAAUGUGGCGUGACCUAUGACAGGAAGGCCAUCGUCAUCAAUGGCCAGAGAAGGAUUCUCAUCUCUGGCUCCAUUCACUACCCUAGGAGCACCCCAGAAAUGUGGGAAGGACUUGCAGAAAAAGCUAAGGAUGGAGGCUUGGAUGUUAUACAGACCUACGUCUUCUGGAAUGGCCAUGAGCCUUCACCUGGCAGUUAUAAUUUCGAAGGAAGGUAUGAUUUGGUGAGGUUUAUCAAGACAGUCCAGAAGGUGGGACUGUACGUCCACCUCCGAAUUGGACCUUAUGUCUGCGCUGAGUGGAAUUUUGGAGGAUUUCCAGUCUGGUUAAAAUAUGUCCCUGGAAUCAGCUUCAGAACAGACAAUGAGCCUUUCAAGAUGGCUAUGCAAGGUUUCACCAAGAAAAUUGUUGAUAUGAUGAAGACUGAAUCACUUUUUGCUUCUCAAGGCGGUCCGAUCAUCCUUUCGCAGAUUGAAAAUGAGUAUGGGCCUGAAAGUAAGGCAUUUGGCGCUGCUGGUCAUGCGUAUUUAAACUGGGCUGCACAAAUGGCUGUCGGGUUGGGAACUGGUGUUCCAUGGGUUAUGUGCAAGGAGGAUGAUGCCCCGGAUCUAGUGAUAAAUACGUGCAAUGGUUUCUACUGUCAUAGUUUCACUCCUAAUAAACCUGAGAAGCCUACCAUGUGGACUGAAGCUUGGAGUGGUUGGUUUACAGAAUUUGGAGGCACCAUCCGUCAACGACCAGUUCAAGAUCUUGCAUUCGCUGUGGCACGCUUUAUACAAAAGGGCGGCUCAUUUAUAAACUAUUACAUGUACCACGGAGGAACUAAUUUUGGGCGCACAGCUGGAGGACCCUUCAUCACAACCAGUUAUGAUUAUGAUGCACCGAUAGAUGAAUAUGGAUUGAUUCGAGAACCAAAAUAUGGGCAUCUGAAAGAGCUUCAUAGGGCCAUUAAGUUGUGUGAGCAAGCUCUUAUUUCGUCUGAUCCUACUGUUACUUCUUUGGGAAGCCUCCAAGAGGCUCAUGUUUUCAGCUCCCAAUCUGGUGGAUGUGCAGCUUUCCUUGCAAAUUACGAUACAAAUUCCUUCGCAAGGGUAAUGUUCAACAACAAGCACUACAGCCUCCCACCAUGGUCGAUAAGCAUCUUACCAGACUGCAGAAAUGUAGUAUUCAACACUGCAAAGGUUGGAGUUCAAACUUCCCAAAUGCAAAUGCGCCCCGUUAAUGCUCAGUCACUCAUGUGGGAGACCUAUGACGAGGAGGUGGCUUCACAGGGAGAAAACUCAUUGAUUACUUCAACUGGGCUGCUAGAACAGAUAAAUGUCACUAGGGAUACGAGUGACUACUUGUGGUACAUCACUAGUCUUGACGUCAAUCCAACUGAAGGAUUUUUACAACGAGGUCAGCUUCCUGUUCUCACAGUCAGAUCGGCUGGUCAUGCUCUUCAUGUCUUUAUUAAUGGACAACUCUCAGGUUCCACUUACGGGACCAGGGAGGAUAGGAAGCUCAAAUUUUCUGGUAAUGUCAAUCUUCGUGCUGGAACUAAUAAAAUUGCGCUGUUAAGUGUGGCUGUCGGACUACCUAACGCGGGCAUGCAUUAUGAGUUGUGGAAUACUGGAGUUCUAGGUCCUGUCGUGUUACAUGGGUUUGAUGGGGGAAGUAAAGACCUAACAUGGCACCAAUGGUCAUAUCAGACUGGUCUUAAAGGAGAAGCUAUGAAUUUAAACUCCUUGGAGGGUGCUUCCUCUGUUGAAUGGAUGCGAUCUUCGUUGGUAGCUCAAAGUGAGCAGCCCUUAACAUGGUACAGGGCAUAUUUUGAUGCUCCUGAUGGGGAUGAGCCAUUAGCUUUGGAUAUGAGUAGUAUGGGAAAGGGCGGCAUUUGGAUAAAUGGACAAAGUAUCGGAAGAUACUGGACUGCCUCUGCCCCUAAUGAAUAUUGCAAUUCAUGCAGUUACACAGGGACAUAUCGAUCACCAAAGUGUCAAAGUGGCUGCGGCCAACCAACCCAACAAUGGUACCAUGUGCCACGUUCGUGGUUACAGCCAUCAAGAAAUCUACUAGUAGUGUUUGAAGAACUAGGAGGUGAUGCGACAAAAAUUUCUCUAGUGAAGAGAUCCAUCUCCAGUGUGUGCGCCGAUGUAUCUGAAUGGCACCCCAUGAUAAAAAAUUGGCAGAUUGAGAGUUAUGGCCAGCCUGAAGAACACCACAAGCCAAAGGUCCACCUCCGAUGCACCCCGGGACAAGUUAUUUCAGCCAUUAAAUUUGCUAGCUAUGGAACACCCCUUGGAACAUGCGGAAAUUUCCAACAGGGGGCAUGCCAUUCAUCAAAUUCCAACAGCAUUUUGGAAAAGAAGUGCAUUGGACUUCAGAGGUGUAUGGUUGCGAUCUCCACCACCAACUUUGGUGGGGAUCCAUGCCCAAAUGUCAUGAAAAGAGUUGCAGUUGAAGCCAUAUGCUCUGCAGUUGCUCAGCCAAUGCAUUGAGCUUCAAAGACACAUAGAGGAAGUUCUUAGUAGCUUGAAAGAUCACCCAGAAGAUCCCGGCGCAGUUGUCGAAGAUAGGUGAUUGUAUUCUGGUAUUUGCAAGUAGAGGAGAAAGACAAUUAGUAAGUGUGAAUUUGUUGUCAUUCCAAGUUACUUAUUUGGAGUCCUAGAUGUUUGGCCUGCCUGAGUUUAAUCAGAAGACAGCGCCAGAAUAGAAAGCAAGAGGAAAGUAGAGAAAAAUUCUCUCUCCUUGUGCUUUGAUAGAGGUAUGUUACUUUAAGUAUGGUGAUGAACUUGUCAUUUUUAUGUGAUUUUAGGUGUUGCAAGAAUCAAAAUUCCUUUUUCUUGCUGUUC
Zingiber officinale is the source of this 3190-nucleotide messenger RNA. Its product is annotated as beta-galactosidase 5-like. Gene Ontology annotation, molecular function: beta-galactosidase activity; carbohydrate binding. Gene Ontology annotation, cellular component: cell wall; vacuole. The transcript has 19 exons. NCBI's taxonomy places the organism in Eukaryota, Viridiplantae, Streptophyta, Magnoliopsida, Zingiberales, Zingiberaceae. The record is from RefSeq and is a predicted model, not a curated record. The coding region runs from base 281 to 2836 and encodes 851 amino acids. Gene Ontology annotation, biological process: carbohydrate metabolic process.